AUGGCGUGGGUUCCGAGUGCCCUCAAGCACAAAAGAAUUCAAAUAUAUGAGGCAGAGGCGACGGAGCUAAAGUGUGGAGGAAUAGUGGUGGCAUGUACAUUUGACCAUCGGAUAGUUGAUGCCUACUCGGUCAAUAUGUUCAUGGUGUUUUGGGCAGAAACGGCUUGCUCUGCUGCACCCAUUUCCCUCCCUCCUUCCUUCCAUCUCUCUCUUAUCAACCCAAGCCAUCCGCUCUGCUUUGACCUUGCUCUAGACCGCAUGUACAUCCCGGUCUCCGCAUUGUACCCACCUCCCAAACACAAGCUGCAAGUGGACAAUGACUGCCUGUACUAUGUGACCACUACCAAGCUAAGUGAGUUACAGCAGAGUGCCUACUCCAAUGGAAGCAAGAGGACUAAGUUGGAAUUGUUCAGCGCUUUCCUUUGGAGGAUGGUGGCUGAAUCCUCCUUGGUUGUUGAUAAUGAUGACAACAAGACAAUGUCAAGGAUGGGGAUCAUGGUGGACGGCAGGUGUAGGUUGAUGAGUCAGGGCGAGGACGACAAGCCCACACCCAUGUCAUCCUACUUUGGGCACAUGCUGUCAGUGCCAUUCGGAGAGAAGAGGGCGAGGGAGGUGGUGGAGAAGCCAUUGAGCUGGGUGGCAGAUGUGGCGCACAAGUUUGUGGAGAGGGCGGCAACGAAGGAGCACUUUCUGGACUUGGUAGAUUGGGUGGAAGAACACCGGCCAGUGCCAGCAUUGGCAAGGAUAUUUUGCAAGCCCAGCAGUGAGGUGGAGGAGGAAGGGUCGACGGCACCCGUGGUGUCAUCUGGACAGAUAUUCCUAGUGAACGGGAUGGACUUCGGGUUGGGGAAGCCAGUGCUGGGGUCCUACCACUUCCCAUGGGGAGGCAAGGCUGGGUACGUUAUGCCCAUGCCCAACCCACUCUCCAACGGGGAUUGGGUGGUCUACCUUCACCUCCCCAAGUCUCAAGUAGCCUUCAUUGAGUCCCACCCUCCCACCGUCUUCAGGCUGUUGACCCCUCACCAUCUUAACCUCCUUUGGUUCUUCUUGUUCUUCUUCUGUGAGUAUCGUUAA
This is a messenger RNA of Eucalyptus grandis, 1074 nucleotides long. Its product is annotated as coniferyl alcohol acyltransferase-like. Gene Ontology annotation, molecular function: acyltransferase activity, transferring groups other than amino-acyl groups. NCBI's taxonomy places the organism in Eukaryota, Viridiplantae, Streptophyta, Magnoliopsida, Myrtales, Myrtaceae. The coding region runs from base 1 to 1074 and encodes 357 amino acids. The record is from RefSeq and is a predicted model, not a curated record. The transcript has 3 exons.